Molecule: messenger RNA, 845 nt
Organism: Chara braunii
Lineage: Eukaryota; Viridiplantae; Streptophyta; Charophyceae; Charales; Characeae
Source: the annotation of a GenBank genome assembly
UCUACAUCACCAAAGAAGGAGGAGAAGUUGGAUUUGAGCAGGUCUUCUUCUCAAGACCCGGAAUUAAGGCAACAGAUUGAAGAACUCGGUAAGAGCCUGGCGACUAUGUCCGAAUUUAUUCAAGCAGAGAAGGCCAAGAAAGCCGAGGAGGAGAAAGCGAGACAAGAGGCGGCGGAGGAGGAGCAACGGAGAGAAGCAGAAAAACUGGAUCGAGAAAGGAAGGCACGUAAGAGGAUUGAGAAGCAACGAAAAGAGGAGGAGAGAGCAGCUGAGAUUGAUAAAAAGGUGGAACUGCAUGUGGCGAUAAAGACGGGGGAGUUCUUCGAUAGGAUGGAGACCAACCUGGGACCUGUACUCAUACUGGGUCGAAAAGCUAAAGGCAAAAAGCAAGUCGUCUAUGUGUCGGAUGAAGAGUCGAGUUCUGGCCAUGGGAGUGGUGGAAGCGCCACCAAGGAAAUCCGGACAAAGACGGGACGCCUGGCCAUAAGCGAGAAGCGAAAACGUGGAGCUGAACCAGUAUUUGAAAACAGUCCUCCGAUGAUAACGCCGGCUAAGCAUACCCCGAGGACUACGAAGGAGAAAGCAACUGACGGCACCCUGCGCAUCACCAGGUCCAAGGCGAAGGUAAAGACGAAGUUGUCUCCGUAUACGGCGAAGUGCAAGAAGAGCCCUGGGCAGCUGGGCACUGUGGCUAAGCUGAGAUAUCGGAACCAAGUCAAGGAGGAACUCCGCGGCAUGGACGCACAAGAACUGCAGGCUGCAUGUAAGAGUGAGGGCAUCGCGUAAAAUGGCAAAGUGGACGCUAUCUUUGAUAUUGCGAGCCAUCGUACGCGCAAAGCCUUCGG